CGAGUUUUACAACCAAAAACAUCUGCGUUGUCACUUCAUCCGAUCUAUCUCAAAGUUGACGAAAAGAUUAAUAUAUCAUUUUAAAUAAAAUCUACAUUUCAAAUUGGAACACCAACAUUUUGUGAGCGAGUGACUUUUUUCGGGCAUUGUUCAAGUUGUUGUGAUGUGAACUGCUUAAACUUUAGUGAUAUAAAAGAUAAAUAUAACUAGUGAAUUUAAAGGUGUUUUAAAUUGUCAAACAACUAAAGUAACACAAUAAUAUCUUUAUGAAUUUGGAAAUAAAAGCGACCAAGACGCAGUUGUGAUUAAGUACAUUUUGAGUUUUAUUUCUAAAUUAAGUAGUGAUCUCAAAGAUAAUAGAUAACACAGUAAAAUGACGAUGGGCAAUCUAAAAUAUGUGGAAAGUGCAAUUAAAAUGAAGUUUAAAUCAUUACUUGAAAAAAUAAAUGAGCCAAAUUUUGUAAUGGACAACUUCUACUCUGAUAGUUUAAUCAAAAAAAUGUUGGAGCAUGAGCCAGAACUCAAUGUAGCUUGUAGUUUAAGUAUCCUGCUGGGUGAGCCCAUUCGCAACCUGAGCGGUACCACCUCUCCGUGCGCGCGUUCCUAAUCCGGCUCCUAGCUUUCGUCGUCAGGGAUGAACUAUGCUUCGCCAAACUUGCACAUAAGAUCAAUGACCCACUUUGCCAAGCGUAUCAAGAACUCGAAUCUCCCGCAAUGACACCCAGUCUCCGCCUGGCUUACCUAGAAGUAGCCCUUGCAGUCAUCGAGAAAAACACCGGAUUACACUGGCUGCUCGACAAUGGGUCCUGGAAAGCAAUUCUAAGCAUCAAAGACCACCUAAAUACUGUAUACGUGAUAAGACAGAAAUACAAGUUCGUGUCAAAAUUCGUAUGGAGAUUGAACGCUUCGGGUAGCGACGAUUAUGUUAGGCUGGUACUAAAUUUUAUCAUGCAACCCUUAGUUACAGCAGAUAUUGCCCCAAAUAAGUCUAUACGACCGAACGAAGAGGCCGAAGCGUCCGAGUGGCUCGAGCCGAUGCUCCUCAUGCUGCUAUCCAUAACCAACGAGUACAAUGAGCUGACCAAGUCCUCCCUAGUUGCAAACGCGCUGCUGAACAACUUCAAACUGAUUAACCACCUCUGGAUACUCUUUGAUAGAUUCCGCAAAAACAGCCUCACUUCUCUCCUGGCCAAACUCACUUUCCGCGUGUGCCUCGUCAAAACUUUACAUAGCAAACCACUGACGGACGAUACGGUGUACCACGCGGAAGAUUUCGGGGAAGCCACGGCGGUGUAUUUCAAUACCGUACAUUUCUUUACAAUUAGACGGAACGCAAUGAUGGUGCUCGACUUUGGGUUCUCAUGCAAUGAAUAUUGGCAUGGCUUGUGGCGCGAUAGGAAGCCAAAAAUGAUUGCGAGAGAUUGUAUAGAGAACUUUCAGAACAAGGUGUUGUUCAUGUACCUCGUGCCGCCAAUCUGCUUCGUGACCAGGCACCUGCCGAAGACAAUUCGCCAGAAAGAGGGGUACAUGCAAGACUAUAUCAUGAAACUCAUACACAUGUCUUGCGAACACUCUGCUAGGGCAGGUACCCUCCUGUCCGAUCUUAUCAUAGAGUCCUCCGAUACGGAAGCUAUAGUCCUGAAGAGUGUAAAAAGACUGACUUGUUUGAACAACUCCAUGAACAACGAACAGGCUAAUCUAGUUUUUCAAGGACUUUUUUACGUACUCAAAUAUUUAGACCCCAAUCCGGAACACUUUGACUACCUCUUGCCUUCUUAUGGCAAUUCAGAGACCAAAUUGAGAGAAGACCAGGAGAACAUGUUUGUCUACACUUAUGUCUUGGAAGCUAUCCUACUUUUGGUCAAGAAUUUUCAUAUAAACUGGCAUGAGAGCUUAGAAAUCGUUUGUUUGUACAAUGUCGUCCAUAGUAUAAUAUCAAGAACGAAUGUACCCAGUAAGUUCAUAGUGACGGCGCUGAACGUGAUAGCAGAGACAGUGCGUCAGUUCAUGCCGCCAAACCUGUCACUGCUGAUGGAGUCUAAGCCCGGCUCCGCCAUCGACGACCUCGGCAAACUCGUCUACCUGAAGAUGCGAGACCUGCCCUGGGAGGUGCGAGACUCGGCGCUAGAACUUCUACUCGUGUGCACCGAGAUCUCUUACGUCAAAUUCCCACCAUUUCAAAAACAAAUAAUCGAGAACGAGCUAAUAGUAGUUGCGGCGUCAGUAGCGCUCAACGACCAGGAAUUCUACGUGCGAGCGUCGGCGCUACGCUGCCUCGGCGCAGCCUGCAAGGUCACCGCCGUGUGGGACCAUCUCAAGAACAAACAUCCUGAUAUACAGGAUUCCCUGCUGCACAUUCUUCGCGACAACCCAGAAGGCAUCCUACGCAAGGAAGCCUGCCACGUGCUCUGCGAGGUGUACCUCAAUGUGAAGCUUGGCCCCGACUUCCGGCACGCUCUCUACGAGCAGAUGGUCUCCUCCGCCGUCAGCGACCUCCACUGGGAGGUCCAACUCGCCGCCCUCAAGUUCUGGAAGAUCGUCAUCCACGACCACCUCUGCGAUCAGGGCAUGCUCGACGGCACCUUCCCGCCCGUAACCUUCUCCAAAGAAUCAAGAAAAAUCGUCACCCUCAACAAAUCUGAAAUACAGAGGAGACUCCUAAAAAUCUUAGAAGAACUCGCUGCAAUAGGAUGCCUCACCGUCCUGUCCAAACUGUUACACGACGAUACAGAAACCGAAAUAUUGGACGCUAAUCUAGCCAUCGCUCUGAAUCUUCUAGAUAUCCUCAAGCGGUACGAAGUGACCGAAUUCGUGAAGCGCAUCGAAGGGGAACCAACGACCAUGGAGGAUUACUACACCGACAACGAAGCUAUGGAUUUGGACGACGUUGUAAUCAAAACUGAAGAUGACGAAUCUGAUAAUGCUAUCGAAGGCAUUGUAAAUACAGAUUAUAUGAACUUGCUCGCGCAAAUAUACGACCGGCAUAUGAAAAUAAAGAAUGAGAAACCUGAACUACAGCUGAAGCCGAUGAUCAAGUUAAUGCGUUAUGUGAAGCCUUAUUUAUUUCUGAAUCAUUUGAUAAGCAAGGACUUCAAGACGAUAAUAGAGUAUAAGAAGCAGUGGAAAAGUGGAAUACGCAGUGUUGAGUCGCUCUUAGAUGAUCUAUUAGGCUUUUAUGAGGUUCGCAAUGAUGUCAACAAUUUGGACUGCUAUUGACACUUGAUUGUCUUUUCCAUCACGGAAACCAUUGGGUAUUUCAUACUUUUAAAAGGAAAAAUUGAAAAAUUCACACCUCCGGCAGGACUCGAAACUGCGACCUCUCUGGCUUUGCCGGAGCCAGCCGCGCUCCCAACUGCGCCACUGCCUGCUGGAUGUGUGCGAAUUUAUCCAUGCCUUCCCUCAAUUCUUAAACGCCUUAGGGUGGCGUAUAGCAAAAUUUACCCGUAAGAAUACAUCCUAACAGGCACUGGAGUCUCAAGUUACAUUGAGUAUUUCUGAACAUGCAUUGGAUAUUUCUGAACUUUGAAGACGUGCUAGGAGCGGAAGACAACACGUAGAGUUCCUUCUGACACUUGAAUAAAACGUAAAAGCUAAACCAAGCGGAUGCUACCCUUGCUCAUGUGACGCAAAGGCAGCACCCGCCAGUAAGAAUGAUUUGACAGUUUAUGGAAUCUAAAAUGAACUGGACUUAAUACUGGACCAUGGGAUACCAGACGCCUGCCUAAUAAAAUGGUAUCUAAUUUGAUUUCCCCCACAAUAAGUGACAUCUAUGAUGGCUCAUGGACAACACCGGUGUUAGAAGAUGACAGCUCAAAGGUACCGAGAGGUGUGCGUCGCUUUGUUUUCUACCCAAGUUACCUAGCCAACUUCAUAAUCAUAAAUUUAAAUAGAUAUCAUACACGAAAGAAAAAACGACAGGGCCCACAGUUGGCCCAGCCGGGAAUCGGCCAUCUCUCUCGCUAUAUCGUAAUCCUGCAAAGGACUCGUAUAGGAGGUACAAGCACUAAUUUCUCGCCCUUAGAGUUAGUCAAAGGCGCCUAGCCUUAUCAGAGAUAACAUACACUAGAGAAAUUUCGUCGGGUACCACGGCGGGCGGGUGGUCUAGUGGUGAGGACGUUAGCCGCGUAAGCUGAAGACCCGGGUUCG
Molecule: messenger RNA, 4146 nt
Organism: Leguminivora glycinivorella
Lineage: Eukaryota; Metazoa; Arthropoda; Insecta; Lepidoptera; Tortricidae
Exons: 5
Coding region: 715-3216 (833 amino acids)
Biological process (GO): cell population proliferation; positive regulation of protein phosphorylation; DNA damage response
Cellular component (GO): nucleus
Source: RefSeq, a predicted model, not a curated record